GAAGUGUUUCCCGACUGGCCCAGCUGUCAUCCAGAAGAGAGAAGAGACCAUUUACACCGGCUGGUUAGAGAAAUGCAGAAAAAAAGGGCAAAAUGCUAAAAUGUGGUAACAUCUGAACGAUAAGGUCAUGACGCCGAACUAAAGGUGAAAGUCAUCGGUGUAAGCCAAAGGCAAAACUGAACAUUUACUGGGGGUUCUAAUGGGGGACUACGGCUUUGGAGUGCUGGUGAAGAGUGGCAGUAGCAAUAAACCUGCUUUUCCUGUGAGGAUCCCUCCUCACCUUCAGUCUCAUCUCCCCUCAAACCCUCCCAGCCCCCCUUCCUUCAUAAACAACAGCUGCUCCACCAAUGGGGGCAGUGCCUGGCUGUUCCCUCCUGUAGCCCAGCACACUAACAUGCAAGAUGAGAUUCUGGAGCCAGACAAGUCCAAGGCUUUGGACCUCCAGGAUGUGCCAGAAAAGCCCCAGGUCCAGGCACACUCUCAAACCUUGUCUCCAGGUCAGCCAGAGUCUGGCGGAGGCCUAACCGAGAUUGAAGGGGCGCUGGCAGAAGAUGGCUCCUUGGAGAAAGGUUCCAUGGAGAACAGCGGUGGAAAAGAGAAGCUGAGGAUGGAGUCCCCAGUUCUGAGCAGCUUCGACUACCAAGACAGCCUGGGAAUGGGCACAAGCUGUGCACAGUCCACUUCUUCCUCAUCUUCCCUGAUCAGCUUUAAUAACUGGUCCCCUGCUGUUCCAUCCACCCAGUCUCCUGUGGUUGGUGAGGAUGUUGGUGGAUUCCUAGGUCCAGCUGGCACAAAUGCCAACGGACCUCCUUUACUCUUCCAGAACUUCUCUCCCCAUCCCUCCCCUGGCUUUGGAGGUAGUUUCUCUCCUCAGAUCGGACCAGUCUCGCAGCACCAUCCACCCACACCUCAUUCUCAGCACUACCACCCACACAGUCCCGGGGUCCAGCAGCACCGACACUCUCCAGCUAGUCCCCAUCAACCCCAAACCUCCUUCUCUCAACAUCCCCAUCGCGCUGGACCAUUCAGCCAGCUUCCCCACCUCGCUACUUCCCAGAACAAAUCCCACUCCCCCUGGGGAAGCUACCAAAGCCCCUCCACCCCCACAUCCACCUCUUGGAAUCCAGGCGGUUAUGGGGGCUGGGGAGGCACACAGGGCGUCCGAGAUUGCAGGCGAGGCGUAGGUGGAGGGAUGACUGGCCAUAAUUCGAUAUCUCCCAUGAAAAAGUCUUUUCCCAACAACCAGCUUCCUUCACAGAAGUUCCUCCGAAAUAAUUCUGGCAUCAAUCAGAAGGGCUGGGUAGAGGACAACAUGAACCGCAACGACAAUGUUUAUCCCUUUCAGCCUGAUAGAACUCGACCUUUUGAUGGUUUCAGCAUGGUCUCUCUGGAGAACUCUCUGAUUGAUAUUAUGAGGGCUGAACAGGAUUCCUUAAAAGGUCGCUACAGCUUCUCUCACCAGGGUGGAGAUGGGCCUCUACCUAUGAACGCAAGAAGUUAUGGCAGAAGACGAGGCAAUUCAUCCCUGUUCCCUGUGGAGGACGAGCGUUCGUUUGCAGAGGAUGAGUCGGUUGAUCAGGGGCUUGCUGGACUCGUUUCAGCCCACUGCUUCCCUCACCUUAACGGUGAACGAGUGGAGCGGUAUUCCCGCAAGGUGUUUGUCGGAGGGUUGCCCCCAGAUAUAGAUGAAGAUGAAAUUACUGCCAGUUUCCGUCGAUUUGGUCAUCUAUUUGUAGAUUGGCCCCACAAAGCAGAGAGCAAGUCUUACUUUCCACCAAAAGGGUACGCAUUCCUGUUGUUCCAAGAUGAGAGCUCUGUUCAGGCCCUGAUCGACGCCUGCAUUCAAGAGGACGGCAAACUGUACCUGUGUGUCUCAAGCCCCACCAUCAAAGACAAACCUGUCCAGAUCCGGCCCUGGAACCUGAAUGACAGUGAUUUUGUGAUGGAUGGAUCUCAGCCUUUAGACCCAAGGAAGACCAUCUUUGUCGGGGGUGUUCCUCGCCCCCUACGUGCAGUUGAGCUUGCCAUGAUCAUGGACCGUCUGUAUGGGGGAGUCUGCUACGCCGGGAUUGAUACAGACCCUGAACUCAAGUAUCCAAAAGGCGCAGGGAGAGUCGCCUUCUCUAAUCAGCAAAGCUACAUUGCAGCCAUUAGUGCCCGAUUUGUGCAACUGCAACACGGGGAGAUUGAUAAACGGGUGGAAGUGAAGCCAUAUGUCCUGGAUGACCAGCUGUGUGAUGAAUGUCAGGGCACUCGCUGUGGGGGGAAGUUCGCUCCUUUCUUUUGCGCCAACGUGACCUGUCUGCAGUACUACUGUGAGUACUGCUGGGCGGCCAUCCAUUCUCGGGCCGGACGGGAAUUCCACAAGCCGCUGGUGAAGGAGGGCGGGGACCGGCCGCGACACAUCUCUUUCCGCUGGAACUGAGGCGAAAAGAGCCGCCGCACGAUAAGGGGGAGGGACCAAGAAAUUUGGGAAGGAAUUUGGGCUAUGAUAUGAAAAAAAAAAAAACAUGCACUUUUCCUUUAAGUUAAAAAAAAUAUUAAUUUAUUUUUAUUUUUUACCUUUUAAAUUGGGACUUCUAAAUGAAGUAAAUACAAAGAAGAGUGAAAUCCCAUUUAUGUUUUGACUUUAGGUGUGCAUGAGCAUUUAUGGAUGCAUUGCUUUUUGGGUUUUGAUGUUUUCUCUUUCUUUACUUGACUGUACUUUUUUGUUUUUAGUGUUAGCUGGCUGAGCUGCUUUUGUUUUGUUUUUGUUUUUUUGUCAAGAGUGACAUAAAAUCGAAGUGAGAUGCAUUAUAUCUACAUCAGUAUACAAACGUUUUGAAAGUCGGGGUGGCUUUUUCUUACCUAUUUUUUUUUCUUGCAGGAUUGGAGAAAAUCUUUACCAAUUUACCAAACAUUGAGUGCAAAUGGUUUCUAAUGGAUGAGCUUUUCAAACAACCUAAUGUUGACAAAGGUGGAGGAAAAAAAAAAAAAGAUAUUCUCCCUUCAGUUUGGCACACACUUGUAGAUUUUCUUUUUGGCAUGAACAAUUUUUUUUUUUUGGUUUAUUUAAAUUCUUUGUAACCAGAAAGGGCAAACCAAAGAUUGGCCUAAACACACACAAAAACGGUCACUCAUCUGAGGGUUUAAGGAUGAUGUCCUCAUGUAACAGUCGGAGGAAAGGCUGGAGUUUUGGUUUGUGGGUUUCAGUGAUUAAAGACACAGCCCUCAGGGCUCAGGUAUUGGCAGUAGUAUUUAUUCAUUUUAUAUUGUCAGGGAUAUUGGCACUGGAGGCUAACAUGCUAACGUAGUACUAACCUAAUGGGAAUGCACAGUCUAGUUUCCCUGAGCUGUCCUCAUAGUGUACCACUGCACGCUCUACUGUGACUGGAGCUUCUAUCACAAGUCUUGUGGUUGGAUAUGGUAGUAGCAAAAAUUUGCUGUCACAGAGAUAAAAAUAUUAUUUUAUACAUGGCCUGCUGUUUUUUGUAAAGUGUUUUAUAGCUGAUUAUUUUGUCAUGAACAUAUAAACAUUUAUUAUGCACUACUUUUUCUAAAUAUUUUUUUCAAUAGUCAUUUUAGGCACAUUUUUCACAAAUGGGAGAACUCCUUUUGCAAUACCUCAUUUUUUUUCACUUGAUGAAAAAUAAUUUUGUACCUUUGUUACUAAAAGAUCUGCAUUUAUGGUAAGCUUAAUUUAAAAGAAAAAAAGAGAUUAAUAUAAUUUUUAAUUAGCUUUUAUAUAUAUCUAAGUUCUGGUAAAUCUAAAAAUUGUCUGGUGCAUUGGUGUGAUUCUGUGAAAUAAAAAAAAAAAGAAAUGGUCAUAUAUGGAUUAUCCUCUACUAAUAAACAUAAUCACAGGAUCCUAAGGCAUAACGAGACCUUUCUAAAGUAAUUUUUUUUUUUUUUUGGUAGUCUUGAGAAUAUAACCCGACUCUGCUCCUAUAGUUGUGUUUAAUAAGAUUAGGGUGUUGGCUUUGGUCAAUGUGAAAUCUUCCUCUCUCUGAUUGGAGUGAAUAUCCGCUGUUUGAAUAUUUAGAUCCUCUUUCUGAGACUGCCUGUAACUUCUACUUAUUCUUGGCAUGCAUAAGAGAUAACAAGACUAGUGAUAAUGCAGGACCUAAUGUAAUGCACUAGAUCUCCUUUUUUUUGUUUUGUUCUUUUUUGUUUGAAUUUCCUUAUCACUUCGAGAUCACCUCUCUUGUAGCCUCUCCUCACCCGAUGGAGUCUGCCUUUCUCACACAGACUUGAUGUUUAUGCAAUAUACACCGUGGCAACACUUUGGAUGUGUUUUGUAACGUAGAGGACACUCUGUAGGAACAAGUUGAGGCAACUUGAUCACUUUUGACCCCAUUUGUGAUGUGGCAUGCUUUGGGACAUAACCUGAAUGUGAUUUAAUGUUGCAAGUUAACUUUGAGCCAUUAUGUGCAAUACUUCUUCUUUCCAGAAACAGCUCUCCGCAGUGUAAGUCAUUUGAUCCAUAGAAAUCAUGCAGUCUUGGACACUUGUUUUCCUGUCGUUUAUACUGAUGUCUCUCAAAAAGAGGAAAAAAAAUAUCUGAAUUUAUUUUUUAACAUUAGUUUUGUGCUUAUUUACUUAUUUUGCUACUACCAUGCUACUGUGAUUGAAAACAUUGUAUAUACUAGGUCGAUAACGUAUGUAUCAUUUGCUAUAUUUUCAAUUGAGAUGUAUAACUAUUAUUUUGAUCAGAACCUUUGUUAUAUUUUUUUGGGUGAUGUGUUUAACUUGGUAACGUGUCUAGUUUUUUCUAAUUGCUGUAAUGUGCUCCUCAUUCUCAAAUGAAAAACAAAAUAAUCUGUUAGUAUUGCUUCAUUGCAAAAUUUCAAUAGUUUUUACUUGAAUGCUGGGAAAGGUUAUAUUUAUUGACUUUUUUUUUUUUUACCUAAAAUUUUGAUUUUUAUCAAGUCAUUUCACAUUUAUAUGUAAGUUUGAAUUUUUAUAUAUAUAUUUUUUUCUCCCUGAUUUAUUUACGCUACAAUACAGACAUCAGUUUUUAUAGUCAGUUUGUAGUACUGAAGUAAAAUGGAAAUCUAACGUCACGUUUUCAUUUGCUGCCAACUGUUGGUAACCUGUAUGCAUACAUUUGAAGUAUUUGUAAUGUAAGAUGUUGAAUGAAUAAAACAGAUGUGAGAAAAAGAAAA
Oryzias latipes (Japanese medaka) is the source of this 5144-nucleotide messenger RNA. RefSeq names its product cytoplasmic polyadenylation element-binding protein 4. NCBI's taxonomy places the organism in Eukaryota, Metazoa, Chordata, Actinopteri, Beloniformes, Adrianichthyidae. Gene Ontology annotation, biological process: negative regulation of cytoplasmic translation. The record is from RefSeq and is a predicted model, not a curated record. Gene Ontology annotation, molecular function: mRNA 3'-UTR binding; mRNA regulatory element binding translation repressor activity; translation factor activity, RNA binding. Gene Ontology annotation, cellular component: cytoplasm; nucleus; synapse.